This is a messenger RNA of Leopardus geoffroyi (Geoffroy's cat), 2551 nucleotides long. RefSeq names its product multidrug and toxin extrusion protein 1-like. Gene Ontology annotation, cellular component: membrane. Gene Ontology annotation, biological process: xenobiotic detoxification by transmembrane export across the plasma membrane. Lineage: Eukaryota; Metazoa; Chordata; Mammalia; Carnivora; Felidae. The transcript has 17 exons. Gene Ontology annotation, molecular function: xenobiotic transmembrane transporter activity; antiporter activity. The record is from RefSeq and is a predicted model, not a curated record. The coding region runs from base 28 to 1713 and encodes 561 amino acids.
GCUCUCCGGACGCAGAACUCUGGGCGCAUGGAGGCUAUCGAGGUGUCCGAGCCGAGCGGCCAGGGGGCCACCCCCGAGCGUCGUGGGCCGCGCUGCCAGCUUCUUCCCGGCUUCCGAGAGGAGCUGCGGGCGCUCCUGAUUCUGGCGGGCCCCGCGUUCUUGGCCCAGUUGAUGGUGUUUCUGAUCAGUUUCGUGAGCUCCGUGUUCUGUGGCCACCUGGGGAAGCUGGAACUGGACGCCGUCACCCUCGCGAUUGCGAUGAUCAACGUCACUGGAAUCUCGGUGGGCUUUGGCUUAUCUUCUGCUUGUGACACCCUCAUCUCCCAGACGUAUGGGAGCCAGAACUUGAAGCAUGUGGGGGUCAUCCUGCAGAGGGGCACCUUGGUGCUGCUUCUCUCCUGCUUCCCCUGCUGGGCACUCUUCAUCAACACCCAGAACAUCCUGCAUCUCUUCAGGCAGGACCCAGCCGUGUCCAGGCUUACCCAGGACUAUGUCAUGAUCUUCAUUCCUGCCCUGCCUGCAAUCUUUAUUUACACGUUACAAGUUAAAUUUUUGCUCAACCAGGGAAUCGUACUGCCCCAGAUCCUCACCGGAGUUGUCGCCAAUCUUGUCAACGCCCUCAUCAACUAUCUGUUUCUCUAUCAACUGGAUCUCGGGGUGAUGGGGUCGGCACUGGCAAAUACCAUUUCCCAGUUCACCCUCGUUCUGCUCCUCUUCCUGUACAUCCUCUGGAAGAAACUGCACCAAGCUAUCUGGGAAGGGUGGUCCCUUGAGUGUCUGCAUGACUGGGCCGGCUUCUUCGACCUGGCCUUCCCCGGCAUGCUCAUGCUGUGCAUUGAGUGGUGGGCCUACGAGAUCGGGAGCCUACUGAGCGGUAUCCUCGGCAUGGUGGAGCUGGGAGCCCAGUCCGUGGUGUAUGAAGUGACCGUCAUUUUGUACAUGAUACCUUCAGGCUUCAGUGUGGCCACCAGUAUCCGCGUAGGGAAUGCACUCGGCGCUGGAGACAUCGAGCAGGCCAAGAAGUCCUCAACUGUCGCCUUGCUGGUCACAGGAGUCUUUGCUGUAACCUUCUGCGUCCUGCUGUUAAUUUUUAAGGAUCUGGUGGGGUACAUUUUCACUAGCGACGGAGAAGUCGUGGCUCUGGUCGCUGAGGUGAUUCCAGUCUGUGCUGUUUCCCAUGUGUUCGAAGGUCUUGCUUGCACAAGUGGUGGCAUCCUGCGGGGAAGUGGCAACCAGAAGGCUGGGGCCAUGGUCAAUGCCGUCGGGUAUUAUGUGGUUGGUCUCCCUGUCGGGAUCUCGCUGAUGUUCCUGGCCAGACUGAAAGUGCUUGGUCUGUGGUCAGGGAUCAUUAUCUGUGCGAUCACGCAGUGUCUGUGUUUUUUCAUCUUUAUUUCUCAGCUAAACUGGAAGAAAGCAUGUGAAGAGGCUCGGGCACAUGCCAAUGUGAGACUAAAUGUGCCCCGGACUAGGACCCAGUCUGUGGCCCAGACUGCAGUCUAUCAGAACAUAGCGGUGGUCCCAAGGAACCAGCGAAGAGUGUUAAGGAGAGCUGUUGUACAAAGAGACGAGACUCCAUUGGAUCUGCAAAUGAGCCAAGACGCUAGGAUGACCGGGAGACAGUUGGUGCUGUGGCGUGGGCUCCUGCUCCUGGGGGUCAUUUCAAUCUUGCUCCUAGGGAUUUUACUGAGAGUGUAUAUCAGAGUUGAGGGAUAGGCAAGAGAGAGUCAGGUCGAGCGAUACUUUUUGAGUUUACAAGUUAACGCACCGGCCAAACGGUGGAAAUUUGUUUUCAGUUAAGCAGUUCUACUUUGUGAGUUUACAAGUAACGCACAGGCCAAGCGGUGGAAAUUUUUCAGUUAAGUAGUUCUACUUUUUGAGUUUACAAGUAACGCACUGGCCAAGCGGUGGAAAUUUGUUUUCAGUUAAGUAGUUCUACUUUUUGAGUUUACAAGUAACGCACUGGCCAAGCGGUGGAAAUUUGUUUUCAGUUAAGUAGUUCUACUUUUUGAGUUUACAAGUAACGCACAGACCAAGCGGUGGAAAUUUGUUUUCAGUUAAGUAGUUCUACUUUUUGAGUUUACAAGUAACGCACAGACCAAGCGGUGGAAAUUUUUCAGUUAAGUAGUUCUACUUUUUGAGUUUACAAGUAAUGCACAGGCCAAGCGGUGGAAAUUUGUUUUUAGUUAAGUAGUUCUACCUUUUGAGUUUGCAAGUAAUGCACAGGCCAAGUGGUGGAGAUUUGUUUUCAGUUAAGUAGUUCAACUGUGCCCAUGGCUUUCAAGGAUUGAGAGUUCAAAAUUAUGCUUUCUAAUGAAAAAAGGAACGAAGGUAAAAAAAAAAACAAACUAUGCUCUAGUCUAAGACAAUGUCUGAAUGAUGAGAUUAAUAAUACCUCAUCCAUCAUUGUCUCAACCCAGGACCACUGUGUACUGAUGGUAUUCAUCUAUGACUUGGAUAUUUCUUCUGCUUUUGUUUCUUUAGAUACAAACGUAUGUACUGAGUGCUUAAGGACUGUUAGCAUCUCAUUAUUUAAAAUAUAUUUUACAGCAUA